AUGCUGCUGCAGUCACGGCAGCUGGUGCCGCACCAGUCCCCUCUCAACGAAGCCGCCCUGCUGCCGCAGGCGGGGCGGACACAAAGCUCGCCGUCCCAACGCGGACCGAGCCCGAAGGCGUCGCAGCCUGAGCAGUGCCACGAUCGCGCCACGUCGCCGGUACACCCGCAGCUCGACCUCGCCGCGUUGCAGGCCCAAGCCGAGAUGCUCGAGAUGCAGGCUCGGCUGGCCACUGAGGAGGCGGAGCGCGAGGCCGAGCAGCAGUGCCUCCAGCUCUUCGACCAGAGGGGCGUGCGGGUGACCCACGCGUGCGAGCACUGUCGGCAGAGAAAGGCAAAGUGCUCGGGCACGCAGCCGUGCAAUCGCUGCACGAGGUCGGGUCGACUGUGCCACUUUACCAUUGUCGAAAAGAAGCGCAAGGUGACGACCGACGUGCGAGGACGCAACGCGAUGUCGUCCGCUCACGCCGGCGGCUACCGCGCACCGUCGUUCGCUGCCCAGACCGCCCUAGCGCGCCGAUUUGGGUCGCGAUACUCGCCACUCUCCUCCAACGGCUCACCGGACCUGCCGUCGACCAUGCCGCGCAUGCUGGGCCUGCCCAAUGCCUCGGUCAUGGAGUACAGCGGAUCGCAGCUCAUUGAGCGGCUCCAUCCAGCCAGCGAGGGCUUGGCGCGCAGCAACAGCAUGCCUCUGUCUCCCGCGCCGCCGUCGGACCUUGUCACGGAGCCGCACGCCUGGUCCGAUGCCGUCGUCGGCUUCGGUAGCGGCGAUGCCCGGCUGCCGCACUUUAGCCUGGCGGUGCCGGACUGGCAGAGCCAGAGCGCGUCGGUUGUAGAGACGAGCGGGAGCCGGUCGGAAGGCCACUACUCUGCUUCUGGCGGCGGCGGCGGCGGAAGCCCCCGUGCAGGCAACGCGAGCUACCUCGACGGCCUCGGUGGCAGCGCUGCACCGCUACCGUCGUUCAGCUUCGACGGCCAACCGCGACCUCUGGCCAUGUCCGUCGUCGAGGACGACUGCCGCGCUACUCGCUACGUCUCGCCCGCCUGCGGCGUCGGCGCUGACCAUCGAGAGUCGUGGGAUGAAGCAGCGGCGAGGGGCGCGACUAAAGGUUCGAGCAGCGGCGCCGCCUUGCUCAAUUCGUCAGGCGACGUCGUGGCUCUGUGGCGCUAG
Molecule: messenger RNA, 1170 nt
Organism: Pseudozyma flocculosa PF-1
Lineage: Eukaryota; Fungi; Basidiomycota; Ustilaginomycetes; Ustilaginales; Ustilaginaceae
Exons: 2
Coding region: 1-1170 (389 amino acids)
Biological process (GO): positive regulation of transcription by RNA polymerase II
Cellular component (GO): nucleus
Molecular function (GO): sequence-specific DNA binding; DNA-binding transcription factor activity, RNA polymerase II-specific; zinc ion binding
Source: RefSeq, a predicted model, not a curated record